UCAUAUAUGCGUCUCUAGCAUGGUGGACAAAGACCGAAGAGGUCACCACACGCAACCGUUUGCAGAAACUGCAAGGGCUGGCCGUGUCGAUGUUACAGGGGAUAUGCGCACAGACCCUACAGCAGUGCUUAAGGUCAUACUUGAUCUGCCUCCCUCACAUAUACACGUGAGGAAAUGCAGCCUGCUGGAAGGAAUAAGAAUAUCCCAGAGCGGGAAGCUCCUACCUGGAAACUGGGUUGGACAUGAGGAUAUUGAAUCAACUGGACUCAAACCUGUCGGAAGAAAAACACCCUUUGUACUGCAUAGCAAAGUCAACAGAUGAGAAUUGUAGGCUCUGUGGAUCAGAAGUAGAAACAGCUG
Messenger RNA from Coccinella septempunctata (seven-spotted ladybird), 360 nucleotides. RefSeq lists its product as uncharacterized. NCBI's taxonomy places the organism in Eukaryota, Metazoa, Arthropoda, Insecta, Coleoptera, Coccinellidae. Bases 20 to 322 code for a protein of 100 amino acids. The transcript has 2 exons. The record is from RefSeq and is a predicted model, not a curated record.